CCUACAUCAUCCUUCCAAUCUUCCUCUCCAAUACAGAAGCAACAAUGUCUAAGUCGUGGGAGCAACGCGCGCAAGAGAAACGCGAGGCGAUCCUCGCAGCUAUUCCGCAGGAAUGGCGCAUCGAGAAUCCUCCGCUAGUGGAAGAGCAGGUCGAUGUCACGGGGAAAUUCGUGCAGCAGUUUCUGAGCGAGAGGGAGGUCGAGAUUACGGAGACGACGGCGGAUGAGAUCGUCAAGCGCACUGUGUCAGGGCGAUGGAGCGCGGAGGAGGUCACGAGGGCUUUUUGCCAUCGUGCUGCGAUUGCUCACCAACUACUCAACUGCCUGCACGAGAUCUUCUUCGACGCAGCCAUCGCUUCCGCGCAAGCCCUCGACGCGUACUACGCCGCGCACAAGAAGCCCAUCGGCCCGCUGCACGGCCUGCCCGUCAGCCUCAAAGACCAGUUCCACGUCAAGGACGCGGAGACGACGAUGGGCUAUGUGGGCUGGAUCGGCACGUUUGAGGGGAAGACGGGGACGGGGAAGGAAAAGAGCUUCGAGAGCGAGAUGGUGCGGGAGCUGAGGGCUUCAGGGGCGGUCCUGUAUUGUAAGACGAGUGUCCCGCAUACGCUCAUGAGUGGGGAGACGGUGAAUAAUAUCAUUGGGUAUACGUUGAAUCCGAAGAAUAGGAGGCUGGCUGCUGGCGGGUCGAGUGGCGGCGAGGGCGCGUUGAUUGGGAUUAGAGGGUCGCCCCUGGGCUUUGGAACAGACAUUGGCGGCUCGAUCCGUAUCCCAGCCGCAUUCAACGGGCUCUACGGCAUCCGCCCCUCCACGGGCCGCAUGCCCUACGAAGGCAUGGCCAACUCCAUGGACGGCCAGAACAGCAUCCUCUCUGUUGUCGGACCGCUCGCCACCAGCGUCCCCUCCCUGCGCCUCGUCAUCAAAGCCCUGCUCGCCCAGAAGCCCUGGCUCCACGACCCGCUCGUGCACGAGCUCCCCUGGCGCUUUGACAAAGAACGAGAAAUCUUGGAACUCCUCGGUGCAAGCGGCGACGCCAGCAAAGCCGGGAAACUCUCUUUCGGCAUCCUCCGAACAGACGGCAUCGUGAACCCUCUCCCGCCGAUCCGCCGAGCCAUGGACAUCGUGGUCCAAGCGCUCGAAGGCCUAGGCCAUGAGGUCAUAGACUGGAAACCCCCCUCGCACAAAACCCUCCUGGACGAAGCAUUCAAAACCUGGGUUUUCGACGCAGGGACCGAUGUGAAAUCCGCAUUCUCGCUCUCCGGCGAGCCCAUGUCCGACCAAAUAUCCUUCUACGCGUCGCUGGCGAAGGAAUACUCCGCGAGCGAAGUCGCCGCAACGAACGUGCGCCUGCGCCAGCUCAAGAAGGAGUACAUGGAGUACUGGAACAGCACCGAGCAGGUAACGAGUACGGGAAGGCCGGUGGAUGCGGUGAUCUGUCCGCUGGCGCCGUUCCCGGCGGCGAGACCGAAGAUGUACACGUAUUAUGGGUACUCGACGUUUGUGAAUGCGCUGGAUUAUACGAGUGUGGUGGUGCCGGUUACGAAUGUGGAGAAGGCGGUGGAUCGGGUGGAUGAGGGAUAUAGACCGAUUGAUGGGCUGGAUAAGGGGGUUUAUGAGAGCUAUGAUCCCGAAAUCUACGACGGUGCACAUGUCAGUUUGCAGUUGGUGGGGCGGAGAUUGCAGGAGGAGAAGAUGCUAGCCAUUGCCGAAUAUGUUGGGAAGGCUAUAGGAAAGUGAGUGGAGCUUAGUUGUAUUCCUCCUCCUACUACUACUCAUAUAUGCCUCCUCGCAUUUUACUAGGAGCGAGGUCAUCUCGUCCUAGCGGUCGUGGAUGAUCCAUACAAUAACAG
Messenger RNA from Trematosphaeria pertusa, 1849 nucleotides. Its product is annotated as amidase. The transcript is spliced from 4 exons. The coding region runs from base 45 to 1736 and encodes 563 amino acids. The record is from RefSeq and is a predicted model, not a curated record. Lineage: Eukaryota; Fungi; Ascomycota; Dothideomycetes; Pleosporales; Trematosphaeriaceae.